AUGCGUUUGCUUUCAAUAUACGGUGUGAUGGCGAUAGCCAUCUGCAUAGCAGUGCAUAACCCCACUGCAGAGGCAAAGCCUUUCGUUCAACAACUUUUAGGUAUUAUAGGUGGUGGUUCAUCACCAACGAGUGCAUUGUCAGGGUCCGGUAAUUUCUUGCCGGGCCUUAUAAGUCUCAAAGUUCAAGGUGUAACUCGAACCUUCUCUGGUAGCAGUUCUGGAUCGGGAAGUAGUUCCGGUACUGCUUCAAGUGGGGGUUCGAGUUUGAUAAGUAGCGUGCUGGGAGGUUCAAGCUCUUCUGGUUCCACUGGUGGCUCGUCCCCAUCAAGUUCUUCCUCUGGAUCCCCUAGUCUUUUGUCAGGCCUUGUAAAUUCCAAAGUUCAAGGUGUAACUCGCACCUUUUCGGGUAGUAGUGCAGUACCAGGAAGUAGUGCCAGCAGCGCUUCAAGUGGUUCCGCCGGUGGCUCGUCCCCUUCAAGUUCUUCCUCUGGAUCGCCUAGUUUUCUGUCAGACCUUGUGAAUUCCAAAGUUCAAGGUGUAACGCGCACCUUCUCUGGUAGUAGUGCAGGACAUGGAAGUAGUUCCAGUACUGCUUCAGGUGGUAAUUCAAGUUUUAUUGAUGGCUUUGUGAGAGGUUAUUCUGGCCCCUCAAAUGGUACAUCUGCAUCUUCAUCCGGAUCCCAUAAUAUUUUGUCGAGUAUUUUAAAUAGCAAAGUUCAAGCUAUAACUCAAACAUCCUCUGGUAGCAGUUCUGGAGCUGGAAGAAGUUCUGGUUCUGCUCCUGCACAGGGUUUGAGCACUUUAUUUAGUGGAUCAAAGCCUUCUGGUGGCUCAUCCCCCUCUGGUUCUUCAUCAGGAUCUCAUAGCAUUUUGUCGACUAUUUUAUCUGGUAGCAGUUCCGGAUCUGGUAGUGGUUCCGGUUCUGCUUCAGGGGCUGAUUUAAAAGCGUUAUCCAGUGGUUCAAGUUCUUCUGGUUCCGCAGGUAGUUCAUCUUCAUCAGGAUCCCCGAACAUUUUGUCGGGAGUUUUAAAUUCCAAAGUUCAAGCCAUUACACAAACCUUCUCUGGUAGCAGCUCUGGUUCUGGUAGUAAUUCCGGAGCUGCCUCAAAGGGUGGUUCGAAUCCAAUAAGUAGCUUGCUAGGAAGUUCAAGUUCUUCUGGAUCCUCAGGUAGUUCGUCUCCAUCUGGUUCUUCUUCGGGAUCUCCUAACAUUUUGUCGAGUAUUGUAAAUACCAAAAUUCAAACAGUAACUCAAACGUUCUCUGGUAGUUCCGGGUCCGGUUCUAAAUCCAGUACUGCAUCCAGCUCUAGCCCACGUUCUGGGUCCAGUUCUAGCCCACGUUCUGGGUCCAGUUCUAGCCCCAGUUCUGGGUCGAGUUCUAGCCCCAGUUCUAAGUCCAGUUCCAGCUCACUUUCUGCGACCGCUUCUCGUUCCAGUUCUAGCCCCAGUUCUGGAUACAGUUAUAGCCCCAUAUCUUCGGUCAUGUCUGGCUCCAAAUCCAGGCCCGCUUCCGGCUCCGGUUCUAAACCUGGUACUGGUUCAGGUACCGGCCCCGGUUAUGGUUCCAGUUCUGACAGCGGUACUAACUACGGCUCUGGAAGCAGUUCCAUCUCUGCUUCUGGAGAUGAUUCGGCAUUUAAAGUUAGCCUUUUAGGAGAUUCAAGUUCUUCUGGUCUGCUGAGUGGCGGUCGUAGUUCCAGUUCUAGCAGUUCUUCAGCUGGUGGUAGUGGUGGCGGUGGUGGAGGUUUGCUAAGUGGCCUAUUUGGUGGCUCAAGCGGCGGUGGGGGAGGAAACUUUCUGAGUGGAGCCAUAAGUGCAAAAACCGGUUUUCUGAGCAACGCUUUAGGUGGAUUGCUAGGAGGAGGAAAUGGUGGUGGUGGUGGUGGUGGUAGUUCCGGAGGCGGUGGUUUAUUGGGAGGUUUGCUAGGAUCACCCUCAUCCACCAACUCUGUUGCCGUAACCACAUCAGCACCAGCAAAGUCAUCAUCAUCUGGCGGUGGUGGAUCCUCUGGCAGUAGUACUGCCGCUAGCAACAAAGUCAGUGUAGCUGUAGAUGUUGGCGAGGACAAAAAUUUGGAUAUUGAUAUUCGUCGUUCGACUCCUUCAAGUACAACAGCUAAAAGCGUUGAAAAAAAGGUUGAGGAGAAAAAAGUUGCAGCUUCCAUUUCAAGUUCUACUUCAGCUGCUAAAAAUAAAGUUAAUGUGAAUGUUGACCUGGGAGAGGAUAAGGAUGGCGAUUUAGAAGAAGGUUCCUCAAACGUUGUGAAAAUCUCCACUUCACUUAGAGGUGGGGCAGUUGCUCCAGCCGCCGCUGCUCAUGAUACCGCUGCUAUUGCCGCAGCUGCUACUGCUGCCGUUGUCACGGCUGGCGCUGCAGUCGCUCCUGCUGCUAGUAGACAAGGUUACAGCUAUCCCAGUGCCAGUCCUGGAAGUCUUGGUGGCGGUUACAGUUAUCACCCGAACACUAACGUCAAGGCCGCUGCCGCUCCUGCUUCCGCUCCCGCUUCCACUCCUGCUUCCGCUCCCGCCUCUGCACCUGCAACCACUGGAAAUGGUCCUGCUGUUUACGACUAUGGCAAUCACAGAAAGCAAAUUGUGAGAUAUCAUGUGGUUCCCGGAGCACCUGUUGUAAACCUACCCACAGGACAAGGCUAUAACUAUCAACAGCAAGCACCUCAAGCUGCACGUUCUGGUUAUAAUUAUCAACCACAUGCUCCCGCUCCUGCUCCUGCUCCUGCUGCUGGUCAUGGCUAUAAUUAUCAACCACAGACUGCUCAGGCUCCUCGACCUGGCUACAAUUAUCAGCAACCAGCAGCCGCUCCUCGUCCUGGUUAUAACUACCAACAGCCACAACCUCCUCAAGCUCCUCGUCCUGGUUAUAACUAUCAACAGCCACAGGCUCCGCAAGCUCCUCGUUCUGGCUAUAACUAUCAACAGCCACAGGCUCAAGCUCCUCGUCCUGGCUAUAACUAUCAACAACCUGCCCCUGCUCCUGCUCCGGCUGGCCAUGGUUAUAACUAUCAACAACAUCAGGCUCCGGCUUUCGCUCCCGCUCCCGCUCCAGCUCCUCGUACUGGUUACAACUAUCAACCAAAACAACCAGUUGCUGCUCAAUCGCGCUCUGGUUAUAGCUAUCGUCAACAACCCGGUCCCCCCUUUAAUACCUAUUAUUUAAGAACUGUUUAA
This is a messenger RNA of Stomoxys calcitrans (stable fly), 3186 nucleotides long. RefSeq lists its product as uncharacterized. The transcript has 9 exons. Bases 1 to 3186 code for a protein of 1061 amino acids. The record is from RefSeq and is a predicted model, not a curated record. NCBI's taxonomy places the organism in Eukaryota, Metazoa, Arthropoda, Insecta, Diptera, Muscidae.